AUGGGGUCACUGCAGGUCCUAAACGCCCUCAAAGCCAGACCCGAGUGCACCAAGAAUAGCAAGGGGCUUAAGUACGUGGAGGCACAAGUUAACGGGAAGCCGACGAAGGCCCUGGUGGACACAGGAGCCAGUCAUAAUUUCAUCACCAAGGAGGAGGCCAUAAGGUUGGGUCUAUCUUGGACCGAAAAAGCCGGAUGGUUAAAAACGGUCAAUGCUAAUGCUCGUCGACUAGAGGGAGCUGCGAGCAAUGUGGAGCUACGCUUGGGGACAUGGCAGGGACGCGUGAAUUAUUCAGUCGCACCUAUGGACGACUUCAAAGUGGUACUUGGCAUGGACUUCCUGCGACAGCGGGAGUCCCAGCAAACAACUCUCCGUAAUGCAACUUGCCAAGGGGCAAAACGAGGUGAACCCACAUACGUAGCUGUGCUAAAGGAAGACAACUCAGAGGGGAAUUUCCCAAAAGUACCCGACAUCAUUCAAAGAGUCCUUGAGGAAAACAAAGACGUUAUGCCAGCAGAGCUGCCGAGCAAGAUACCACCCAGGCGAGGUGUGUGA
Striga hermonthica is the source of this 555-nucleotide messenger RNA. The record is from the annotation of a GenBank genome assembly. NCBI's taxonomy places the organism in Eukaryota, Viridiplantae, Streptophyta, Magnoliopsida, Lamiales, Orobanchaceae.